AUGCCCCCCCGCAAACCCCCCACCACCACCUCCAGCACCACCACAAAACCCACCCCCACCGACACCCAAGCCAGCACCCUAAUCCACACCUACCUCACCACUCAGAACCGGCCCUACUCCGCCACCGAAAUCAGCAGUAACCUCCAUAAUGCCGUCACGAAGGCGCGGACGGAUAAGUUGCUCAGGGAGAUGUUUGAGAGGGGGGAGAUUGCGGGGAGGGCGAGCGGGAAACAGUGGGUUUUUUGGGGGGUGCAGGAUCCAAAUGCCACCAGCACACCCGCCGAGCUCGCCGCAGUAGACGCCCAAAUCGCAGCCCUUCGAGACAAGAUCCCAACCCUCAAAUCCGAACUCAAAUCCGCCUCCAACACCCUCUCCAUCCUCCGCUCUGCACCCACGACCUCCAGCCUCCGCGACGCCGUCCAGACACUGGAAACUGAUAAACAGGACAAAGAAGAACGUCUCCGCGUCUUGAGAGCAGGGAGUACCAAACCCGUGAACGUAGAGGAGAGGGAGAAGGUGGAGGGGGAGUGGAGGAGGUGGAAGAGAACGAGGGAUAAUAGGAAGAGGGCGUAUAAGGAGUUGGAGGCGAUGUUGUUGGAUUCGGGGGUUAUUGGGAAGGAGGCGCUUUGGGAUAUGCUCGGUAUCGACGGCCCCGCAUGAUCACCGCCACGCACUGCUGACUAGAAUCUGUCCGCACGCGCUGGCUGGGAGACUAUCGAUUCGAUCUCGAUAUCUACGAAUAAAACAAAUUUUUGAUGCGGGGAGAGAGCAGAGAGAAGAGAGAAGACCGUGCUUUAGGACGCGGGGAUUUAUUGGGCUUAUUCUUAGCUUUGCGCCACGCUCGCUCAUCUGCCAUGCGAGGUUAUCAAUCUUGCAGUAUCGCGAACGAGGCUGGACGGGGAGGUGGGUGCGUGGGCGGUGCUUGAUUGGCUGGGUGGGUGAAAGGCGGGGGAGGGGGGUUCGUGGGGAUACGAGGAAGGGAGCAGGCUGGGGAUUUUUGGGUUUGGGACGCCCUGAUGGGGACAGAGGUUGGCUGGUGGCUUUAUUGGAAGAGUUGCAGGUUGCGGUGAAACAGAUGUUUUAUCACAGGAAGGGGGAUAGGUGUUGAGUACCUGGGCUGCAUGGAGGAGUGGACGAGUAUUGGGCGUAUAGACGCGGGUUGCAGGAGCUAUGGGUAUGAUGAGGGUGCUUGAUUACUUGGAGCUAUGGCGGACAUAUAUGAUGGCUAUAUCAUGACUUUUCAACAUGAGAGUUGCUUAUAAACGGGAUCAAAAAGAGAGGUUCUACAAACACAGAUUGCUGGUAUCACUUCCCAACUCGACUAGAUCAAAGGGACAUGUGACUUGCAUGUGAGAGCUCCUGUCUCAGCACACCCAGUGGAGAAGGCUGUUCUUGUGAACAAGAACAAAUACGAUGGUGCCAAAACCCCCCCAACCCUCACACUCCCAAACAGGACUCAAGGGAGGGGAACACCACCGCACGGCAGUCUGCGGCUGGUAGAGUGGCACGAGUUUAAAGCCCUGAUUGGGCGUCCAGGGCCCAAGUCGGCGGAUGACCCGAACGGCUCCCAUCCCAGCCGGCGUCGAUUCUAAAUAUUUCCCAAGGCGUCCCUCCAUCUCGUCUCCCUCGUCAUAUGUCCCGUCAUCCCUUGGGUGGCUACGCGGAGUCGCCGACUGAUGGAUUCACACGGCAUCACUUUCUGCGCAUUGAAAUGAGGAUGUUGAGGAACCGCGGAUUAUGGAUGGAUGUCCCAGACUCUCGCAACCAUCAGCGCUUGGUGGGCCUUGAUGCGUGGGUGGCUGCAUAUGCAGUGUCUCUACGACGACCUAUCACGUUUCGAACGCCGGCUUGAGGUCGGGGAGGAGCUAACGGGAUGGAGGGCUAAGUGCUGGAGCUGUGCGUGCCGUGCUGAGACAUUGCAGGCGAGGGUUGCCAAGGGUUGAUAUGGCGGGCUAAUGAGUGCUAUUACCAAGAGAUAGAUACUAAGGGGGAAAGGGAAUGCAGCUCCACGGAGUUUGAUAGACCGGCGAGAGGAGAGGGAGGUAGGACUUGGGGUAUGUUUUCUCGUAACCUUGGGGGUGUAUUGUAUAGCAACUAGCAACCCCCACGACAGGUGUUUUGUUUGGUACACCCUGGCACGCGCACGACAUAUGUAAGAUACCAUAUGUAGGAUAUGUAAGAUAUGUAGAGUAGAAGUAGAGUAUGUAUGUAGCUUGCCUGAGA
Molecule: messenger RNA, 2223 nt
Organism: Pseudogymnoascus verrucosus
Lineage: Eukaryota; Fungi; Ascomycota; Leotiomycetes; Thelebolales; Thelebolaceae
Exons: 3
Coding region: 1-660 (219 amino acids)
Biological process (GO): homologous chromosome pairing at meiosis; meiotic strand invasion involved in reciprocal meiotic recombination; meiotic joint molecule formation
Cellular component (GO): condensed nuclear chromosome; DNA recombinase auxiliary factor complex
Molecular function (GO): double-stranded DNA binding; recombinase activator activity
Source: RefSeq, a predicted model, not a curated record